GGUAGUUUUUCUGAUGCACCCUGUCUCUUGAUCUUGCAGAUGGCAUCUGAGUCAGAGCGACGUCCUCUGGGUGUGUUUGAGUGCCAGCUCUGUGCCUUGACAGCUCCAUACAGCUAUGUGGGCCAGAAGCCCCCGGAUACCCAGUCCGUUGUCCUCCUGGAGGAAAGCUAUAUCAUGAAGGAUCCCUUCACCUCGGACAAGGGCAGAUUCCUGGUCCUCGGCUCAAGAUGCAGUUUAUGUAGCAGGCUGGUGUGCGUGGGCCCGGAAUGCAGUCUAUUCUACUCCAAGAGGUUUUGCCUGCCUUGUGUCCAGAAGAACAUCAGUGCUUUUCCUCAGGAGAUUCGGCAAGACUUGGAGAAAAGGAAGGCUCCACCAAAGAGGCCCUCCAGCCAGCCGGGUUAUCGGACAUGAGCACAGCUGGUACCAGGUCAGGGGCGGGAGCCUGCAUGAAGUUCCCAGGCCAGCCUGGGCCAGGGGUGCCAUCAAGCUGGGAGCCACCAUGCACAGCCUUG
Messenger RNA from Galeopterus variegatus (Sunda flying lemur), 512 nucleotides. It is a transcript of the gene CDPF1, whose product is annotated as cysteine-rich, DPF motif domain containing 1. Lineage: Eukaryota; Metazoa; Chordata; Mammalia; Dermoptera; Cynocephalidae. The transcript has 3 exons. The record is from RefSeq and is a predicted model, not a curated record. The coding region runs from base 40 to 411 and encodes 123 amino acids.